Molecule: messenger RNA, 2550 nt
Organism: Phytophthora nicotianae INRA-310
Lineage: Eukaryota; Oomycota; Peronosporomycetes; Peronosporales; Peronosporaceae
Exons: 1
Coding region: 169-2490 (773 amino acids)
Cellular component (GO): plasma membrane
Molecular function (GO): oxidoreductase activity
Source: RefSeq, a predicted model, not a curated record
AGAACGAGUUGCAAUGCACGCCUACUAGCCAAUCAUGGACCAUCGCGCGUGUCCUCCACGUGCCGCUCAUCAGCAUCUCGCUCGGCAGAUUACUCUCCGAUGACCUCCGACCUCUACGAGCUCACCACCGCUUCAUUACGGAGCUUUCCGCUCCUUGUCAACGUCUAAAUGUCCGCUGAAAGGUUUGCAAAUCCCUACCUGAUACCGGACAGGAUUGAACCCGAGGUAGAGACUGCACCACGUCUCCGUCAACGUCGUCACUCUUCAAGUCUGUGGCGAUAUGCACUCGUCACUACUUUAAACCUCUUUGUGGCGUUAUGUUUCGUGCUUUUCAUCGGUGGCCAAGCUGCGUACGUGUCUCCACUCUACAAGAACCACCUCCAGUCCCUAGUAGCCUCUUGGUGGGGGUCCCACGAAGAAAUGGUCGAUCCGUCGUAUCUACUGCUGGUCGGAGUAGCACCAACAUUAUUAUGUGUCGCAGUGGCCCAGUGGCUCUAUCGACUACGUACACAGCGUAAAAUCUGGAGAAUUACUACAAUUCUGCGUCGUCGGCCGUCCCCCGAUAGUCUCAGCUAUGGAGAACUGCUGUUCCUAUUCGUCCUAAGUACUGGCAACGCUCUAGUCUUUUGGUACGGAUUCACUAAGAAACAUGGACACAAACCACGAUUUAGUGGUGACCCGCCUUCUCCACAUCCUCCAGGGCCUCCAUCAGGCACUUCGUACAUCAAAAUGGCUGGGAACGCAUUGGGAUUCAACUGUCUCUUCAACAUGGCGUUGCUCUUUAUACCAGCCACACGCAACAAUAUUUGGAUGGAGUUUAUGAACAUUUCGUAUGCGAAUGGUAUCAAGUUUCAUCGAUGGCUUGGAGUGGCAGCAAUACUGACGGGUAUUAUUCACUGUGGAUGUUACUACUACAACUGGCUGCAGGAUGGGAGGUGGAAGCAAAUGACGUUGCCCUGUUGGGAUUGUUCACUACGUGAGCGUACGGGACGGAAGAUUUGGGUCAACGUAUUUGGGGAACUGGCACUUUUGUGCUUUUUAGUGAUCGGAGUCACGUCCAUUCCGUGGAUUCGACGCAAAAUGUACAAUUUCUUCUACAAUGUUCACCAGCUUUUCUUUCUGGUAAUUCUCUUCACGACAUUGCAUUGGUCACGAGCGGUGUGGUUCCUUCUGCCGUCGGUUGUCGUUUAUCUUGUCAGCAGAGUGCUCUCGCACUGCAAUGGCGCUAGUUCUGUAAAGGUUGUGGAGUUUACAGCGCUGUCUCCUUCGUUGUGUAAAUUGGUGAUCGCUCAUACACCGAGCGAGAGAGGAAGGUAUCAAGUUGGACAGUUCGUCUACUUAAACGUGCCAGCCAUUUCGCGGCUUGAGUGGCACGCCUUCACUAUUGCAUCGUCACCAAAAACUUCUUACAAGUCCUCGAAUACUAUGACGAUACUGAUCAAAGCUUUGGGCGAUUGGACGGAGAAGCUUAUGGUGUACCAGCAAGUGUGUACGCGGUGCUCAAUCGAACCGGAAGUGUAUGUGGAUGGCUACUAUGGAGUCUCUCUGGAAAUGUACAAAUCAUACAGUACCGUGGUGCUAAUUGGUGGCGGCGUUGGCAUCUCCCCGUUGCUCGGUUUGCUGGAAGGUAUCUGCAUUACUGCAGAGACACGGCAAGUGCAUGGACGGAAAAGUUUCCCUCGUCGAGUUGCUGCAAUUUUUACGAUGCGAGAGCUUGAAUUACUGAAGGAAAUAUAUCCACUACUGGUUCGACUCCGUGAGGUAGACCCUCAAGGACGUUUUAUAUCGGUAACUGUGACGCUGACGACUACUCCUCGACCAGAUGAAUUGGAUGCCUCUCUUGACGGUGACUACAAGUGCUCAGGUUUUUUGCCGACGUACAGCUUCUCCCAGACCCAAAUUUUCAGUCAUUCAACGAAGAAAGGGUGCCCGUUUGGGUCUUCACUUGGCCCCAGCGGGAUUUCAAUGCUUCAUUUUAUCGCGUUUGGGCUCGUCGUGGGGCUUGUUACGGUGUUUCAGCUCGGCAAUGGGAUGCUGGUCGGACUGCAAGACAUUAUUUGGGUGCUGCAGCUUUCUCUCAAGACGUUUGCACUAUUUGCUGCUGCUUUCUGCGUUUACAUUUGCGUUGUGGUAAUGCGUUGGAUAGGCAUCAUUCGAGCUGCUUACAAGACGGUGAGGACACAAUAUCCAGUCGACGAGUGGAGUCUCAAGGAGAAUUUAUUACCAGAAUCACGAGGACGUAUUUUUAAUCCUGAUAUUUUGACAUUUCGUGAUCUGAUUGGGGACUUUCACGUCCGAGUUGGCAACCGACCAGAUCUAACACAACAUUUACGAAAACUACACGCAGGGCAUCGUCAAAGAUGCUCAGGGGCCGGAGCUAUUGGGGUGUUCGUGUCAGGACCAGGUAGUUUGAAGACCUCAACAGCUAAAACAGCGGCUUCGAUUGGUGCGAGUGACUUUGAUAUUCACGAAGAAGAAUUUGAGUUAUGAAUAAAACGACAAUAUUUGUAAAACUGCAACAUUAAAAAAAAAUUCCAACCUUAAAGCUCG